Astyanax mexicanus (Mexican tetra) is the source of this 2527-nucleotide messenger RNA. Its product is annotated as glucagon-like peptide 2 receptor. The transcript is spliced from 13 exons. NCBI's taxonomy places the organism in Eukaryota, Metazoa, Chordata, Actinopteri, Characiformes, Acestrorhamphidae. Gene Ontology annotation, molecular function: peptide hormone binding; glucagon receptor activity. The record is from RefSeq and is a predicted model, not a curated record. Gene Ontology annotation, biological process: adenylate cyclase-modulating G protein-coupled receptor signaling pathway; cell surface receptor signaling pathway. Gene Ontology annotation, cellular component: plasma membrane. Bases 364 to 1944 code for a protein of 526 amino acids.
GAGUCGGCGUCAGCUUGUAAAGAAACACAGACAUUAACACAGACGUUUGGAGACUGGGUGGCUAAGAAGAGCGAAGAAGAGCCCGGAGCAGAGGAACAGCCGUCCAGUGAGCUCCUUUAAGAGACCUUAAAGACCUCCAAGGACCAUCAAUCAUCAAUCAUCCAUACUUCUAGUGGAUACUAUUGACUGUGAGGAUAUUCAGGUGCAGUGAUUGGUGACACGUUGGUGAAAAGAGGUCUGGUUGGAGUAAUUUCCUCAGGAGCCUCCAUCAGGAGAAACUUGUGGAGGGCAGGUUGGGGCUUCAGGGAUGUAGUGGUCAGUUGUGGUGCACUGUUAACCUUGUUGGGAGGUGAGCAGUGACCCAUGUCCACAGAGUUGCCCCCUCGGCCAGUGGCAAGACUGGCAGGCUGGGGCACCAUGCUGCUUUCCACUUUUUUUCUGCUGCUCUUCAACACCAGGGCCUCAGGUUCCAUGCUUGAUGAUUUGAUAUAUAAACGUGCUGAGUAUCGAGAAAACUGUACAAGAACUCUGGCAACCACCCUGCACACUGUAACUGGAAUAUACUGCAAUGGGACGUUGGACGUUUUCGCCUGUUGGCCACAUUCAUCUCCUGGGAGCGUAUCGGUUCCCUGCCCUCCAUAUUUACCAUGGAUCAAGGAAGGCUUUUCAGGAAAUGUGUACAGGAUCUGCACAAUCAAUGGAACCUGGAAAACAGAAGAUAACUCCAGCACUGUGUGGCAAGACCAGUCCGAGUGUGAAGACCCCAAUUUUUUCAAAAACGAGGUAGAAGAGAAAUUCCGGCAGUCUGUGUUGAGGAUCUUCUCUGUUGUGGGAUACUCUCUGUCCUUGGCGUCGCUCUCUGUGGCAGUGCUCAUUAUGGGCUUAUUAAGGAAGCUUCACUGUACGAGGAACUACAUCCACAUGAACCUCUUUGUGUCAUUCAUGUUUAGAGCAAUGGCAGUCAUUACCAAAGAAAUCAUAUUAUACACCAUGUACUCCAACCUGCCCAAGGAUGAAAACGGAUGGAACAGCUACUCGGACUCUACAAUAGCUGUGAUCUGCAAGGCCUCCAAGGUGUUUAUGCAGUAUUGUGUGGGGUGUAAUUACUUCUGGCUCCUGGUGGAGGCAGUGUUUCUCCACACACUGCUCUUCACGGCUGUGCUGACCAAGCGGAGGCUGCUGAAGAGAUACAUGCUGGUAGGAUGGGGGACUCCGUUUUUGUUUGUGGUCCCGUGGACAGUGGUUAAAAUAUUAUAUGAAAACAAAGGCUGCUGGUUCAUCAACAACAGGUGGAUCUGGUGGAUUAUUAGAGCUCCAAUUACACUCUCAGUCCUGGUUAUUUUCUGUAUAUUUCUCAAAAUCAUAAAACUUCUACUGUCGAAGUUAAAAGCUGACCAAGUAAAGUUUACGGACUACAGAUACAGUUUAGCCAGAGCAACACUGGUGCUGAUCCCACUUCUCGGGAUCCAUGAGAUUGUUUUCACAAUAAUUGUAGACGAAACUAUUGAAGGGCAUCAUCGCUACGUGCGAAACUUCAUCCAUCUUACACUCAGCUCCUUUCAGGGCUUUCUGGUUGCUGUCCUGUACUGCUUUGCUAAUGGGGAGGUCCAAGCUGAGCUGAAGAACAGGUGGCAGGUCUUCCUCUUUGCCAACCACUUCGAGGUUCACAACUGCUUUGCUGGAAUUCACCCUAAAUACCUGUGGAAGAAAUCACAGAAGGAACCAAGGCACACUCUGGACCACAGUGACUCUUAUGAGGAGGGAAGUCAUGUACCCACGCAGGCCCAGGUGACCCAGGUGACCGUCCUGUCGGCAGGGGAGGAGGUAUCCUGCGCUCAGUGCUCUGGACUAGAGUUCUACACCAGGAAAAGUCUGUCCAGCAGCGAUGGAGAAAUGACUUUAGGCGAAACCAUGGAGGAGAUUCUGGAGGAGAGUGGAUUUUAAUGUCCUUAAGGAUCAGGACUCUGGUUUGUUAAUAGACUGCUUAUAACAGACCACUGUAUACAUUUGUACAUUUAAGAUGUAUAUAUUUGUGUAUGUUUGUCUGCUACUUUGAUACCUGUGUACUCUGUGUAUACGUAUGUUUAGAAGAACAGCAGGUUAGCUUUAGCUGGUUAAGUACUACAUGUUCUGGACUGCAGAAAAGGCCAGUAUAUUCAGUGAUGACUGAAGUAUAUAUAUCAAUGAAAUGUGAAACAGUUAUUACAUCUUACUUCAUAGUACUUUAUCAAUGAAACCACUAGUGCAUAGUACAGUAUAUUUAUUUCCUAUUAAAAAAAUAAAACAAAGGACACAGGAUUCGAAGGAAAUGUAACAUCCAGCUGACCAACAGCUGACCUGACCAGCAUACAGAGGGACAACCAACUGAAAUGAUUAUAUUUGGUGGAAACUGUGAAUAUACAUAUUUUAAGGGUGGACUGUAUGUAUCGUGGACAUUAUAUGGUGGACACACAGUAAUCUCUCAUGACUGAGCCACAGUGAUAUUUGUAUAGUGCAAUUAUAAAUAUAAAUAAGGUUUAAUCCUUAA